This is a messenger RNA of Myxocyprinus asiaticus (Chinese sucker), 3907 nucleotides long. RefSeq names its product DAZ interacting zinc finger protein 1 (gene dzip1). Lineage: Eukaryota; Metazoa; Chordata; Actinopteri; Cypriniformes; Catostomidae. The coding region runs from base 288 to 2990 and encodes 900 amino acids. The record is from RefSeq and is a predicted model, not a curated record. The transcript is spliced from 19 exons. Gene Ontology annotation, biological process: cilium assembly. Gene Ontology annotation, cellular component: cytoplasm; ciliary basal body.
ACACAUUUGGGGGAAUCAUUUUGUUCCGCUUGCUGUCCCGUGCAUUUAGAAAACAUUACGAUAACUUUAUAGUGUUAGUUCGAUUAACAUAGCAGAGGCAAAUCCAAAUUUCGGAUGGAGCGGUUUUGAAGCACUUCUGCAUGGAUUCUUUGCCAAAAGUUAGCCGUGAGUGUGCUGUGCAAACUGGGACACGCGCUCUUGUUUCCAUAGAAAUGUACAGGACGCUCUGAUACUGCUGUGCUGCGCGCCGCUCUGAUCAUUCAUCAAGACUUGACAAAAACAGCAAGAUGCCGUUUUAUGACAAUGUCUACUACCCGUACCCGUCAGAUCCUCCGGGAACUCAUUCCUCAGCAGGGCUCCCAUCCCUCCUGAGCUCUCCACAGAGUCAGCCCUCGUCCGGGAGCCAGAACAGACCAGCGACCACAUCUGCCAUGUCCGGACCCCUCACCUCCUCUGGAGUCGCAACCUCCAUCAGCAUCCCCCCACCCUUCAAAUUCCGAGUCCGCCGUGAAAACGUUGACUGGCGUCGGAUCAAUGCCGUGGAUGUGGACAGGGUGGCUUGCGAAUUGGACUUCCAUGCUUUACAGGAACACAUCACUGCAGUGACAUUCUGCAACGUGGAGGGCGAGCGCUGCCACCGCUGUCAGAGUCCCGUGGAUCCGGCCCUGAUUAAGCUCUUCCGGUUGGCCCAGCUCACAGUGGAAUACCUGCUCCAUUCCCAGGACUGCCUCAGCGUUAGCCUGCAGGCAGCCGAGGAGAGGCUGCUGGUGGAGGCGCGAGAGAGGGAGCAGCUCUGCGUCCAGCUGCAGACAAAAACCCAGGAUGCCAAAGCCUUAAAGGAGGAACUAAAGCAGAGGAAGAAGAUCAUCGCCUCUCAGCAAGCCAUGUUUAGUGCAGGGAUCAGUGCCAAUUACCACAAGUGCCAACAUUGUGAGAAAGCCUUCAUGAACGCCUCUUUCCUUCAAAGUCACAUGCAACGCAGACAUCCAACGGAAUUUGACAUCAAGCUGAUAAUAGAUAAUCAGAAAAAAAUUCAAACCAUGAAAUUGCAAGAUGAGAUCAACAAACUGCAGGAGCAGCUGACACUGGUCACAUCCCAAAUGGAGACGCAGCAGAAAGAUUACUCUGCCAAACAGGAGAAAGAGCUCAUUCAAAGGCAGGACGAGUUUAAGAGACAGUUGGAAAUCUGGAAAGAAGAUGAGAAAAUACGGAUGAACAGCAAAAUAGAUGAAGUGAAGCAAGCGUGUCAGCAGGACAUGGAUUCCAUCUACCAAAGGAAUAGAAAUCUAGAAAAUGAGCUGAUGAAAUUGAAGCAGAAAAAUAUGCUGGAAAUCACACAGCCAGUACAGACACAACCCAGUGCACCAGCUAGCAGUGAACAUUGGCAGGAAGUAGUUAAACUUCAACAAAAACUCCACAAACAAGAAGUGAAGUGGGCAGGAAAAAUGCAAAAAAUGAAGGAGGACCAUGACAAUGAAAAAAGUCUGCUUCAGGAGGAACUCUCCAAAUUGCACUCUGCUGUGUCAGAAGGGAGGGAGGAAUCGCGGAGACAGGUGCAGGAGCUGAGUCACAGACUGCAGGAGCAGCAGCAAAUUGUUGCCUCCCAAAGCAAAAAGAUGAAACAGCUCUCAUCAAAGCCACCAACAAUAACUGUACAACGGGAUGUGGCUGCUGCCCCGGCUCCUGAGAUUAAAGCUAAAGUAGUGGUCAGUGAGCAGUACAACUUAGUCCAUAAACUGGAUCCUAUAGUGGAGCUGUCUGAGGAAGAUAAAGAUUCUUCUAGCUUCUCUGAAAGUCACCCGGAGAGCCAUUCAUGGCAACAAGGAGUGGAGGAGCUGUUGAAGAACCCGGGUUUGAGGAGAGACAUGCGUCUGGCAGCUCAGCAGAACCUUGAUGAUAGACUACUGAGCUUGGGCAUCAAGGGAGUCAGUGGUCUCUCUAAUGGGGUUUAUAAGAACGCCAUGGCUCAGAUUAUCACUGACCGUCAGAAGAGACAGGAAGAGGAUCCAGCAUAUCGGAGGGCACAGAAAGACAUCAACCGUAAACUGGAACAGAAAGUGAAGGAGAGGAACACAGAGCAACCAGCCAAACCCAAACAACAAGAUCAAGUGGUUCAGUCCAGACCCAGAUCCAGCAGUUUUCCUUCUACAGUGACUCGUGUUGUGUCAGGGCCUGCUCCUAAACAUCAGCACACUCCACAACCAGCUCCACGUAGCAGAACCAGCACCCUGCCUAAGACCUCCACACCACUACAGCAUAGGAAGUAUGGACAAACUGGAAUAACCCCUCCAUUCAGCUCUGAUGAAGAAUCAUCUGAGGAUGAGGAGUCUGAGGAAGAGGCCCCUCAAAUGCAGAAGAAACCUGCCCUGGUCAACAGCACCCCAGUCAAAGCCCAUACACCAAAUCAGCGCUCGGCCCCUCACACUCCUGCUGUGCGCUCUGCAGCUCCUGUGAUCAGUGCGGACCAAAAAAACAUGACUGCUCUGAGCGAGAGUGAUAGUGAGUGGAGCGAUGGCAGUGAGAUGGAGGAGCUCAACCUCUCACAGCUGCACAAACACACAGACCAGAAUGGAAAUGUGGAAAAGAUCACACACAGUAAUGUUAAAGCUCUUGGCAAAAGCCUGGAAAGACAGCUGGCGGUGCGAGGCCCAAAGAAGCCAGCAGGGAGUGUUAAUACAUUCCUGGAAAAGCCAGCAAUUGUCAAGAAUCUAAAGCAAGAUGUAAAGAAAGAAGCAAAGUACACAGAUGAAGAUGAGGAUGAUGACUGGGAUAUAUCUUCUCUGGAGGAUGUGCCCGCUGUACCCAAACCCAGCCGAAGCCCUGCCCCAAUCAGGAAGAGCCUGGACAAGAGUCUGGACACCAGCACUAGUGUGUGGGGCUCAUCGACAGGCAAAGGACAGAAACCAGGUCUCACAGAUGCAGGCACCGGCAGCACACUCAAGAGCAGUUUAGUGACUGUCAGCGACUGGGAUGAUUCAGAUGAGAUCUAAUUACUUGGCCAAUAAGGGAAUCUAGCAAAGCAAUACCAAAACAUAAACAAGCUAAUACACCUUAUAAUUGUAAAUAAUUAUAAUAUCCAAUAUCUCUUGUAUCUCAGGCUAAGUGACUUUUCAGGGACAUCAAUACAAAAACAGCUUUUCAUUCCUUAGAAAUGUUUUUGAUAAUGACAGUGUUAAAGGUACUUUAUAUGAAAAAACUGAAGUACAGGUUUCCUCAACAGCCAAGCAAUUUUGCACUUUAAAACUAUAGCCUCAUGCUUUGUCUGUUUUUUUGUGUUUUGAUAGUUUAUGUAUUAAAUGUCUCACUGCAAUUAAAAUAUAUAGCUUCAAAUUGACAAGAUUUUUAUAAUAUGUAAAAUAUGGAUUUAUUAAAUUCACUUUUUCAAUGUAAGAUUUGUCUUUGCGUUUACAGUACAAACACUCUUGGAUUAGAGAAGGGCUCUUUUUGUUUAUGACAGAGACAUGUCAACAAGUGCCUUUUUUUUUUUUUCAAAAAAUUUUUGGGUAGCUCAGCAAGUAAAUACGCUGACUACCACACCUGGAGUCACAAGUUUGAAUCCAGGGCGUGCUGAGUGACUCCAGUCAGGCUUCCUAAGCAACCAGUUGGCCCGGUUUCUAGGGUGGGUAGAGUCACGUUGGGUUAACCUCCUCGUGGUUGCCAUAAUGUGGUUCUCGCUCUCGGUGGGGCGCGUGGUGAGUUGUGCGUGAUGCCGCGGAGAAUAGCGUGAGCCUUCACGCGCGCUACGUCUCCGCGGUAACGCGCUCAACAAGCCACGUGAUAAGAUGCGCGGAUUGACGGUCUCAGACGCGGAGGCAACUGAGAUUCAUCCUCCGCCACCCAGAUUGAGGCGAGUCACUACACUGCCACGAGGACUUAGAGCGCAUUGAGAAUUGGGAAUUCCAAAUUG